CAUCCACUAUCAAGCCAAGCGUUCUAUAUGUAUUCUUCUUGCGUCGCCGAUCUCAUUGUUGUAGUCUGGAGAGAUCAGCUCUUAUCUACCGGUAUCCAGUGCGCGACUUUCAAGGUUCUAAUGUUCUAAGAAUAGCCGCUGACUGUGCUCCAAACGAACGAUCAUUUGCGCUGUAUACAAGAGAGAACAUGCACCUAUUGUAUGUUGAAAAUAAAUGAUAUGUAUUGGGUGGCACAGCACGUCACUCCCCAGUGAUGAGGAUAAUUUUUAGCGGUGUGAUCGACCGACCGAGAAUUUCAUCUCUACGAUAAGAAGGGACUGCAAACCAUAAUGCUGUGAUGCAUAGUCACAGACUCUCGAUGAGAAUACUUGAACGAUCGCGGUCUCGCUAGAUUCUCACAAUUUUGCCUCGAAACCGUCUCGAUGGCCUAUCAGCCACUGAAUCUGCAGCAUAGCAUUGCAGUAGAGCCCAUCAGCGAUGAAAUCACAUCUACCUCGACCCCUCGCCAGCAUAAUCCCUUCCAGGACGGCUUCCAGGACAUGCAAUUCGAUAGAGCAUCCGAUGCUGCCGCGACUGGUCACGGGAGCAAACAUGCACCGCAUUGGAGUUCGUCUACCAAUACGACAGUCGUCACGUCAGAGGAUUCCGGCCUCAAGUCCAAGCGCAAAGUCAACUUGACUCACGCAGACACCUGGACGCCGGAGAUAGUGACCCUGCUGGUCGGGGUGGCAGCUGUUUCCGCGAUUAUCGGGGUCAUUGCUCGAUACAAUGGACGCGCGUUGCCUGAAUGGCCCCACCAGAUCACGCUGAAUGCUCUCAUUGCAUUGCUAGCUACCAUCGCAAACGCGACCAUGUCCAUCACCUUAUCGAGUGGAAUUUCUCAAUCGAAAUGGAUUCGCUUCAAGCAGGCAGAGACACCGUUAUCCGACGUCGAGGUCUUCGACGAAGCUAGCCGGGGCUCUUGGGGUGCUCUGAAGCUGCUCAUGGAAAGGAGAGGCGGGUUCCUCAGCUCGCUCGGGGCACUGAUUGGCAUCCUUUCCCUCGCCCUUGGUCCAUUCGCUCAACAGAUUGCCACUUACAAGACCCGAAAUGUAGAAAGCGAUUUAGGAGCGGUCAUUCCUCGAGCUCUGAACUACAAUGGCGCCUUGAAGGGCAACACAAGCUCAACGGGCUACGUUCCUAUACUCCCACUGAAAGCGGCAGUGUACAAUGGCCUGUUCGCGGAAAACAAUAGGCCUGCUGCCUCGCUUCCCUUCACGUGCCAAAGCGGAAACUGUGCUUGGGAACCCUUCGAAACACUAGCAGUCUGUCACGAAUGCAUCGACAUCAGCGCGCUUGCCACGCGGUACUGUCCCUCCGAGUUUGGCCCCAACCCAAACGUCUCCACGUGCGGGUGGCAAGUGCCUCAAGGAGCCCGCCUAAACACCAGCUCAGACGUGUUCAGCAUGACCUCCUUCAUCCCGUCUGCAUACGGCGAUAUGCCGCACUCGACAUUGAUUCGAAUCAUUUUCAUGGGCACGGAGCUCCACAGCGUACCAGACGCGGUAAACGUCUGGGCCAAGCAAUGCAGUCUGCAAGCUUGCGUGCAGACGCUCUCGUCUUCAAUCGUGAACGGCACACUUCAGGAGAAGGUCACGCAGACAACCAACAACCAUAGCGUUGUCGAUAUGAGCUCGCCUGACUCAGAGUCAGAGUACGACGUGUACAUCAAAGGCGCGGACGAGCUCUAUCUCCUGGGCAUGGGUGCGCUUCUGAGCAUCCGUGGCUGGUUCGGGGCAAUCUUCACCAAUGGAUCAGCUACCAGGACAGCGACAGACUUCACCCGCAGCGUCACGGAUGCAGAUCGCGCUGUGGUAGUAAACCUUACCGUGGGCAUAUCCUCGGGUGAAACGUUCUUCGACACGGAUAUCAUCACUGCAUUCUACUGGAACUACUACGAGUACGCGGACGGUCUGAACAUGCUGAUGAGCGAUCUUGCAGUGUCAAUGACGACUGCCUUCCGCGGCUUCAUGGGCGCGGUGCCCGUGAGCGGGAAGUCGACAUCGAUGGAGUCGUACGUACAUGUGAGGUGGGGCUUUUCGAUUCUUCCCGUUGCCGUCGUUCUGGCGACGGUUCUAUUCUUGAUAGCAGGGAUGGUGUUGACGCGCAGGUCGCAGACGAAGCUGUGGAAGAGCAGUGCGUUGGCGGCGUUGUUCCACGGUCUGGACCACGACACCCGAGCACUGUUUGAUGCGGAGGAUGAUCUGGAACAGAAGAAGACGCAGGCGAAGCGGGUCAAGGUGAGAUUGCAGCAGGAUGCUUCGGAUGGGACUUUGCUGAGAGCUGGGAAGACGGAGGUGUCGGCGUAACGUCGUUGCUUUUCCGGGGAUUGGACGUAAAAUUGAGCGAGCAAAAGACAGUACUCCUUAAGCGGCUUCAAGCCUUUUGAUCUUCUCCGGAGGGCUGGGCUGAUGCAAUACUAAGG
Molecule: messenger RNA, 2465 nt
Organism: Paraphaeosphaeria sporulosa
Lineage: Eukaryota; Fungi; Ascomycota; Dothideomycetes; Pleosporales; Didymosphaeriaceae
Exons: 3
Coding region: 424-2349 (641 amino acids)
Source: RefSeq, a predicted model, not a curated record